AUGAGCAUGUGGCCUGUGGGGUUAAUUGGUGAACAUGCAAUAAAAUACAUUAAUGGAAAUCACAAUGAUGGAUUUUUUAUUAAUGGAAUUUAGCAUGAAGAAAAAUAAAGGAUAUAUACUGAAGGGGCUGAAUAUUAAGGAGGUUGGAUAAAUGAUAAUAGAUAAGGUAAGGGUAAUUAUAAAUGGACCAAUGGAGAUGAGUAUUAUGGAGAUUGGAGAAAUAAUAAUCGAGAAAAAAGAGUUAGAUGA
Molecule: messenger RNA, 249 nt
Organism: Paramecium pentaurelia
Lineage: Eukaryota; Ciliophora; Oligohymenophorea; Peniculida; Parameciidae
Source: the annotation of a GenBank genome assembly